AUGGGUGCCUUACUGAAAUAUAUGGAUUCUGCACGCGUUGGAGUCGAAUUUGAGACCGCUAACGUUCGCACUCCUGUGACUGCAAUCAAAACUAUAUCUAUCGAUGAAAUGGUUGAGAUUGACAGUAAUACAUAUCUUGCUUUGGAUAUAUUUCUUCCAAACGAACACAAGAGAGCUGCCAAAGCUAAGUCAGAAUGCAAAUCUUUGUUCGGUCUGUGCAACAAGUGUAGAUCAGCUCCUGGAAAACGCAUGCUGAGAAAAUGGUUCGAGCAUCCCACUACGAAUCGCGAAGUUCUUAGUGAAAGGCAGGAAGCGGUCUCGUAUUUUCUUCAGGAUUGUAACAUGGAGCUCACAGGAAAACUGCAUACCCUUCUUGGUUCAUUAAGAAGCAUGAGGUAUAUUCUCAAUCAGCUACGGAAUGGCAGUGCAAAAGUACUACACUGGGACAAUCUGUACAAGACAAUAUCAAGCUCAGUGAUGAUCGGUCGAUAUUUGGAAACCAUGGGAUCUCCACUGAAAUUGCUAAAAGAUGACAUUGGCUUUUACGGGGAUGUUUUGGAGGAAACUUAUGUCGUGCUGAAUGCUAUGAUUGAUUUCGGAGAGUCUUACUCGGAGAAUCGUCUUGUGAUGAGCCCAGGUGUCGAUCCGGAACUUGAUGAAGCGAAGAGGCUCUACCGUAACCUGCCAUCUCUUCUCACCCAGGUGGCUCAAGACGAAUCUAGUCGAUUCAAAGCGGAGACAUGUUCUGUUGCAUAUGUACCUAUGAUAGGCUAUCUUGUUGCACUACCUCACGAUUUCCCCGUUGAGAAAUUUGAAGAGUGA
Molecule: messenger RNA, 822 nt
Organism: Cylicostephanus goldi
Lineage: Eukaryota; Metazoa; Nematoda; Chromadorea; Rhabditida; Strongylidae
Source: the annotation of a GenBank genome assembly